AUGCAGAACGAGCAGGAAGAGCCACAGCAUGCAAUUCAUAUGAUCGUUGGUGGCGUCGAUAUCCCUAAAGGACCGGUAUUCAAACACACCAAAGUGACAAUCACGAGGGAAAGCAACUCGGGACUACUUACCAGAAGAAACCUUGUCUUUCAACGACGAGGACGCAAAAGGGAUCGAAAACCUCACAAUGACGCACUGGCAACAUCUAUCCAAAUGAAUAAAAUUCAAGUUAAACGUGUGUUGAAUUAUUCGGGUAGCUCGGCAAAUAUUAUUCAAUCAAGUGUUGUAGAGGAACUCGGCAUUCAAGAUCAGAUUGUGCCGGCAGCUCGGGUACUUAACGGCUUCAACAUGGCAAGUGAAACCACCAAAGGGGCAAUCAUUAUACCAGUAAACGUGGCCGGGACUAUCCAAGAAACAAAAUUCCAUGUGGUUGAAGGCGACAUGAGGUACAACGCGCUGCUCGGAAGGCCGUGGAUUCAUAAUAUGACAGUAGUGCCCUCGACGUUUCACUAA
Nicotiana attenuata is the source of this 513-nucleotide messenger RNA. RefSeq lists its product as uncharacterized. The transcript has a single exon. Bases 1 to 513 code for a protein of 170 amino acids. The record is from RefSeq and is a predicted model, not a curated record. Lineage: Eukaryota; Viridiplantae; Streptophyta; Magnoliopsida; Solanales; Solanaceae.